AUAAUUAUCUAUCUAUCAUUGCGCGAGAAGAAGAAAGUAGCAGCCACUUCGGCCCUUCACAGCAGCGACCUUCCAAUCCACAACAAUGACUAAGAGGACGAAGAAGGCCGGUAUCGUUGGGAAAUAUGGAACCCGUUACGGUGCUAGUCUGCGUAAGCAGAUUAAGAAAAUGGAAGUCAGUCAGCACAGCAAGUAUUUCUGUGAAUUCUGUGGCAAGUAUGCUGUGAAGAGAAAGGCUGUUGGAAUCUGGGGAUGUAAGGACUGCGGAAAAGUUAAGGCGGGCGGUGCCUACACCUUGAACACUGCUAGUGCUGUGACGGUUAGGAGCACCAUUAGGAGGCUGAGGGAGCAAACCGAGAGUUAAGCUGCUGUUGGUGGCCUCUACCACUCUAUGAGCGUCUUGCAGCUAUGGAUAUCUCAAACAGUUUUGGGGAUGGUUCUCCUUUUGUUUGCUUAUAUUAUUUUGAAGAACUCGUUAGAUGCAUGUUGACUCAUUGUAGUGUGUUUAAUCUGAGAUCUUAGCUUCCACCUUUGAAUUCAGAAUGCAGUUUAAUA
Messenger RNA from Malus domestica (apple), 555 nucleotides. Its product is annotated as large ribosomal subunit protein eL43. NCBI's taxonomy places the organism in Eukaryota, Viridiplantae, Streptophyta, Magnoliopsida, Rosales, Rosaceae. Gene Ontology annotation, molecular function: structural constituent of ribosome. The record is from RefSeq and is a predicted model, not a curated record. Gene Ontology annotation, biological process: translation. Gene Ontology annotation, cellular component: ribosome.